Molecule: messenger RNA, 533 nt
Organism: Triticum aestivum (bread wheat)
Lineage: Eukaryota; Viridiplantae; Streptophyta; Magnoliopsida; Poales; Poaceae
Product: heavy metal-associated isoprenylated plant protein 28
Exons: 3
Coding region: 120-386 (88 amino acids)
Molecular function (GO): metal ion binding
Source: RefSeq, a predicted model, not a curated record
UGUUCACCUGCUGCUUCUGCUAUAAGAGCCCUGCACCGUCGGCCUCAUCUUGGUCCCUUCUUCCUCUUCUUCCCAUCGUCUCGAAAGUAGUGUACGCAAGAUCGAUCGUCGGUUCAUCCAUGGAGAGCACCGAGCUGAAAGUGGAGAUGGUGGCGCUGCAUGAGAAGAGGGUACGGAAAUGCCUGUCCAAAGUGAAAGGGGUGGAGAGGGUGGAGGUGGAGGGGAGCAUCCAGAAGGUGGUGGUGACCGGGUAUGCGAACCGGAACAAGAUCCUCAAGGCGCUCAGGAGGGUGGGGCUCAGGGUGGAGCUCUGGUCGCCGCGGAACGAGCUGCUCAGCGCCUACGCCGCCGGGAGCUUCGCCUUCAACAACUACGGCUUCUUCUGAUCUCAUCCGAUGAGAUGCAUGCUAGUUGCAUGAUGAUGUCGGCGACGUUGAACGACCAUGUAUAAACUGGAUCGAAUCUGGGAGCUUGCUUGGUGUUUCUUCUUUCUGUUUUUGCUUUAUUAUAUGCUUCGGAUGGUUUCUUCUUCC